UUCGUCUAACACAACUUUGCAAGUCACCGACUCGGAAGGCACCGGUUGGAGUCUCGGAGAAAGGAUAGCAGCGCAGCCCCACGUCACUCAACACCCUUCAGCCGCUGCGGGUAGCCGACCACAGUCCACUGGGCCGUAACGGCCCCGCCCACGUCCCGCCCUCCAGUGGGCGGGGACAGAAUCGACCAACCAGGAGUUCCUGAGGCAUGCAAAUAAACCUCCGCCCCCAGAGGAAAGGCGUUUCCCCAGAAGCUGCUGCUGUUGCCUCGGUCGACGCAGUCUGGUCAACCCGGCUAAUCAGCAAUCAAGUCCGUUAGCCAGGCCGGAAGUGGAGACCCCUGCAUCCUCCGCCCGGAGCAGGAAGAUUGCUGAGGAGGUGGACAGGCGGCCGGGUCAGGGCGGAGGCUGAGGACCAAGUAGGCAUGGCGGAGGGCGGGACCGGCCCCGAUGGACGGGCCGGCCCGGGACCCGCAGGUCCUAAUCUGAAGGAGUGGCUGAGGGAGCAGUUCUGUGACCAUCCACUGGAGCACUGUGACGAUACAAGACUCCAUGAUGCAGCCUAUGUAGGGGACCUCCAGACCCUUAGGAACCUACUACAAGAGGAGAGCUACCGGAGCCGCAUCAAUGAGAAGUCUGUCUGGUGCUGCGGCUGGCUCCCCUGCACACCACUGAGGAUCGCAGCCACCGCAGGCCAUGGGAACUGUGUGGACUUCCUCAUACGCAAAGGGGCAGAGGUGGACCUGGUGGAUGUCAAGGGGCAGACUGCCCUGUAUGUGGCUGUAGUGAACGGGCACUUGGAGAGCACUGAGAUCCUUUUGGAAGCUGGUGCUGAUCCCAACGGCAGCCGGCACCACCGCAGCACUCCUGUGUACCAUGCCUCUCGUGUGGGUAGAGACGACAUCCUGAAGGCUCUUAUCAGGUACGGGGCGGAUGUUGAUGUCAACCAUCAUCUGACUCCUGACACUCGGCCCCCUUUUUCAAGGCGGCUAACCUCCUUGGUGGUCUGUCCUCUAUACAUCAGUGCUGCCUACCAUAACCUUCAGUGCUUCAGGCUGCUCUUGCAGGCUGGGGCAAAUCCUGACUUCAAUUGCAAUGGCCCUGUCAACACCCAGGAGUUCUACAGGGGAUCUCCUGGGUGUGUCAUGGAUGCUGUCCUGCGCCAUGGCUGUGAAGCAGCCUUUGUGAGUCUGUUGGUAGAGUUUGGAGCCAACCUGAACCUGGUGAAGUGGGAAUCCCUGGGCCCAGAGGCAAGAGGCAGAAGAAAGAUGGAUCCUGAGGCCUUGCAGGUCUUUAAAGAAGCCAGAAGUAUUCCCAGGACCUUGCUGAGUUUGUGCCGGGUGGCUGUGAGAAGAGCUCUUGGCAAAUACCGACUGCAUCUGGUUCCCUUGCUGCCGCUGCCAGACCCCAUAAAGAAGUUUUUGCUUUAUGAGUAGCAUUCACAUGCAGCGCUGACUGCAGUGUGGAAGCCGAUCACCUGCAGUGAAAACUGACACAGACUCUGGCAUCCUGGGAACCAUGGCCUGUGCUGCCAGCUUGGUCCUUGGCUGUCAGUGAAGAAGAAACGGCUGUGUUCUCUUGGACUGUGAUUCCAUCUCAGGUGCUUGGGCCAUCGAACGCUCCUUGAGUCAUUGUCAACUGAGAGGCGCAUACAAACUUAAUUUUGUUCCUCUUCAGUCUCUCUGUUUUGGAUUCUUCCUGGCAAUGUGUGCAGUAUGGGCUGAGCCUGGUGAUUGCCCCAGUGGGGAAGGCUUUUUUCUCCAGGCUAUGCAUCUAUUUAUGUUCCUACUUUGCAAUUUAUUGUUCUUUUAAGGCUUGAUAUCCAAACAGAAAGAGAGGUUUGUUAAGAAAAGAUGUAGGGAGGAGGAAUUCGGUUCAUGCACUUGCUAGCCUGCUUUCUUGCCUGGGUUUGUCUGUCUAUGCUGUCGAUGCUUGUCUGUCUAUGCUGCCAGGUGCACAUCCCUUCUCUUCGCUGCCACUGUUCUCUUUUGGGAGUUGUCUUCCGUCUAAGAUGGCUUCUGGGCUGCUAUCUUUUUUUUUUUUUUUUUUGGUUUUUCGA
Mus caroli (Ryukyu mouse) is the source of this 2056-nucleotide messenger RNA. The record is from RefSeq and is a predicted model, not a curated record. Lineage: Eukaryota; Metazoa; Chordata; Mammalia; Rodentia; Muridae.